Messenger RNA from Silurus meridionalis, 1347 nucleotides. Its product is annotated as neurexophilin-1. Bases 42 to 836 code for a protein of 264 amino acids. The transcript is spliced from 2 exons. The record is from RefSeq and is a predicted model, not a curated record. Gene Ontology annotation, molecular function: signaling receptor binding. NCBI's taxonomy places the organism in Eukaryota, Metazoa, Chordata, Actinopteri, Siluriformes, Siluridae.
AUCUGUGCUCAUGUGAAGAAGCUGAGAGGUAAAGUUGGUGUAUGUAUGUGUAUGUGUGUAUAUGUUUGUGUGUGUGUGUAUGUGUGUGUUCCAGGAUGUUCUCCGUUUGCAUCCUGCUGUGGAUCGCUGUUCCUGCUGUAUACAGGAGUGUUUGGGUCGAAGGACACAUUUCCACAGAAAGAGAAGGCAGAGGCUUCGAACCAGACAACUGGACCUCAAAUCUAAUAAACGCAGACGCUCAUCAAGCUUUUCUUGAGAAGCUCAGAAGCGAGCAGAAGCCAGAGGACGGGUCUGUGGACAAUGAGGGCCUCCAGCCCUCAAACCAGCAAGCCAAAAGGCGUCCGGCUUUUAAACCCGGAAAACUGAGGAAGAUGUUUGGCUGGGGAGAUUUCCACUGCAGCGUCAAAUCCACCUUCCUGGAACUUCUCAUCAAAGGGAAGAUCGUGGACCACGGGAACGGAACCUUCAGCGUCCACUUCCUGUGUAAUAGCACCGGCGUCGGGAACGUCAGCGUCGGCUUAGUGCCGUCCCCCGAGGCGGUGGAGUUCGGACCGAGGCGGCGGGAGGUCGAGGAAACCGUGGAAUCGAAGCUGUUUAACUGCAGGGUCGCGUCAGAAAAGUUGGAGCAGAGCACAAAGGGCGUGCGGUGCAGCUACGACCCGUCAAAAAGCUGUGAGCAUCGUCAGACCCACAGUCGUGUUUCCUGGCUGUGCUCCAAGCCGUUCAAGGUCAUCUGCGUGUACGUGUCCUUCCACAGCGUGGACUACAGACUGCUGCAGAAAGUCUGUCCGGAUUACAACUACCACAGCGAUGCUCCCUACUCCCGCUCUGGAUGAUCGGAUAGACCACAGAUACCCGAGAGGACAGUCAAGACCCUAAGACAUCAAUACAAUUCUGUACCCACUUCCAAUUCUGUUACUUCAAUGGAAAGUUCAUCUUGAAAACAAACAUUCAGAAUGAUCGUGUAGAAAUUCUUGUGUUAGUGUUAAACAACAUGCAAGCUAGCAAGCUACUGUAGCUAGCAGUUAUGCUAGUAAAAAAAAAUCCUAAGUAAUUGUUUAUUAUGUUGUGCAUUUAUUAUAAUCGCGAUCUACAAGACUACAGUCAUGUUCUCUCCAGUCCUGAACCCUCACUCUGUGUGUCUCACUACAUUUAAUGUACACAUGAUGGAAAAUGUACAAUGCUAGUCACGUCUUGGUCCAAACAAAGCUUUUUGCUACAUGCUUGUCGUUUGCUUUUCUGUUCCUGUUAAAUCUCUGACUACAUUUAGGACACCAUAGACAUCAAUUAGCAAAGAACAGAAUCCAAACUUAACCGAGACGAUGAAUUCAUUAAAGCUGCUGUCUG